CGACCCCCGCUCCAAAAAUUGUCUGGAAGAAAUUUAGGCUAUGCUUCCUUUACUACCCCGCAGAGACCUUGGGCCGUGACGUCGCGAUUAACCCAACUUUUGGAAAGUUCUUCAGGAGGAAAACAACCACGGAACUGUUUCCUUUUUAUUCCGCAAUUUGUCGUCGAAAUGAGAAUACAUUUAUCACGCUGUACAGAAUCUCUAGGAGUGCUCUUGAUAAUCUGUGCAAUAGUGUUUGUGAAUAACUGCGACUGUGCGAUUGAAGACGAUGUGGUGUUGGAGAAGAAAGAUCUUUCCGAACUCUACAACAAGGGUCUGUUCAUCAUGGAGAGUACCCAGUUGAAGCGCUGCAUCUCCUCUAACCUGGUCCUGGAGAGCUGUGAGAGGCCCACCCGCCGUAUGCUGUGGAAGUGGGUGUCUCGCCACCGCCUCUUCAAUCUGGGUAGCAGCCUCUGUCUGGGCCUGAACAUCAGCGACUCCACCCAGCCCCUGGGCACCUUCGAGUGUGACUCACCCCUCCGGACCCUGUGGUGGAGGUGCAAUGGGAAUACGUUGUACGGGGUGUACGGGGCGUCCCAGCUGAAGCUGUCCGUGGCUGGACGCCUGGUGGUGGUCAAGAGGGCCAGUUAUCAUCAGUGGCGGAGGUACUCUACACCGGGGGAGGGGCCAUGUGCCUAUCCUUAUGAGGAGAUCCACACACUGUUGGGUAAUGCCCACGGCAUGCCUUGUGCCCUGCCGUUCAAAUACAACAACAAGUGGUACUCGGAGUGCACGGCAGAGGGGCGCGAGGACCACCAUCGCUGGUGUGCCACCACCAGUCGAUACGACCAGGAUGAGAAAUGGGGCUUCUGUCCCAGUCAAGAGUUGAGCUGCGAUACGUUCUGGGACUCGAACCAGGAGAGCCGUGCGUGUUACCAGUUCAACCUGUACACCAUCCUGACGUGGAGCCAGGCCGACUCCUCCUGCAUGGCCCAGGGAGGAAGUCUACUCAGCAUCACUGACCUCACUGAACAGAUGUACAUCAGAGAGCGGCUGGCUGACGUGGGGGUGACGGUGUGGAUUGGACUGAACCAUCUGAGUGAGAGGACAGGGUGGCAGUGGUCUGAUGGAGCUCCUCUAUCCUUAGUCAACUUCACCUCAGGCCUAUCCUCCAGCCCACUGCAGGACAACAGACAGUGUGGAGUGUAUAACUCUGGGGGGCACCAGUGGCAGAGUCUGUCCUGUGAUUCUGCUCUACCCUACAUCUGUAAGAAGACCCACAAUGACACCAGGAGAGCUGAGCCUCUUGAUAACUGGUUGUACUACCGCACGGCGUGUUCCGAGGGCUGGCUGGCCCACAACCGUUACUGCUACAAAGCCCUGGCAGAGGCUGAGGCAGGGAGCUGGGAGGAAUCCUCCACUGCCUGUAACUCCGUAGGGGCCAACCUCACCAGCCUACACUCUCUAUCUGAGGUAGAGCUGCUGCUGGGCCUGCUGGCUAACUUCUCAAGGUCUGGCUCAGAGGUGUGGAUCGGCCUGAUAAAGAAGCUAUCGUCUUCAACUGUAGAUUGGUCAGACGGCUCCCCAGUCGACCUCACUCUCUGGCACGUGCAUCAUCCUACCCAUAGCAACAGUCAGCUCUGUGCCAAGACUGACAUAAAGGAGGGGAACUGGCUGUUGGCACCAUGCGAUGAGAAGCUCCCUGCAGUGUGUAGGAGAGCAGGACUUCUGCCCCUACACCCCACUGGAGCAGGGGACGAGGGCUGUCCUGAGGAUUGGAAGUGGAAGGGCCACUCUUGCUACAUGGUGACGAGCCACGAGCAGAGCUAUGAAGACGCUGUCAAGGGUUACUACUGCAAGGCUCCUCUGGUCACAGUGGAAAACAGGUUUGAGCAGGCCUUUCUGAACAGCCUGGUAAAUGAGAUGGGAACCAACGGUAGUGUAUAUUACUGGACGGCCCUACAGGACCAGGGUAGCCAAGGAGAGUACAGCUGGCUGGGGGGACACAACGGAUCCACCCUACCCCUGCUCUAUACAAACUGGAACAGGCAUCAGCCAGUCAGUGCAGGUGGCUGUGUGGCUAUGACAGGCGGCCAGGCCUUGGGUCACUGGGAAGUGAAGGACUGCAAAUCCCAGAAGGCCUUGUCAGUUUGUAAACAGAGCAUCAGUGGUUACCAGGAGGUCCUGUUCCCCACAGUCCAUAUUGACGCUUACGCCCCCUGUCCUCCAGGCUGGGAAUCACACUCCGACCUGCUCCACUGUUACAAGGCGUUCCACAGCGAGAAGGUCCUGAUGAAGCGGUCGUGGGAAGACGCUGACUUCUUCUGCCAGGCUCUAGGAGCUCAGCUGGCCAGCUUCCACCACUACAAGGAGCAGGUCUUCGUCAAAGGACUCCUCCACUCCAUGUUUGAUGGAACAGAGGGUCGUUGGUUCUGGGUGGGCUUGAAUAAGAGAGACCCCCAGUCAGCAGGAUCUUGGGAGUGGUCUGACGGCACCCCCGUGGUGUCCUCCUUCAUAGAGGAUAAGAACGAGGAGGAUGACAGACGUAGAUGUGCCGUGUACAGCGACCUGACCAACGCCCUCCUGCCACAGCCCUGCGACACCAAGCACGAGUGGAUCUGCAAGGUUCCCAGAGGCAUGGAGCUGAACAAACCCUACUGGUAUAAUGACCAGAACGAGCCCUGGGUGUUCUACAGAGGAGCAGAGUAUCUGCUGGCCAAGCAGCCUUUUCCCUGGGAGGGUGUUAACCUGGCCUGUAUGAUGAUGGGCGCCCACUUGCUGUCUGUCCACUCUAAAGAGGAGCUCCGAUUCAUCAGAGAGCGCAUGGGGAAGCUCUCUCUGGGGUCGACUGACUGGUGGAUAGGGCUGUCCACAGACCUCGUGAGGGAAGAGUUCAGUUGGAGUGAUGAGUCCGCUGUGGAUUAUCAGAAUUGGGCAGAAGGAAGCUCCCAUGAUGCCCCAGUGAAACAUAAACAGUGUGUGACCAUGUCCUCUAUCUCAGGUCAGUGGUCGGCGGGUGAGUGUGGCGAUCUCCAUGCUCACGUAUGUAAGUGCCGGACCGUGUCCGUGGUGGAGAUUCCCAGAGAGCCUCACUACAUCGGAGGCUGUCCAGAGAGAUGGCUCUACUUCGGACACAGGGUUCACCUCAUUUCGCAUCCUUUUAUUCAUUUCAAAGCCUCUUGUUUCCUGCUGCACCUUCCCAACAGUGCUGAGGAGGGGAAGAGCUGGAAAGAUGCCCGGUCUAUCUGCUCCUCUUUCCAAGGCACGCUGGUCGCCAUCGAAGACGAGAUCGAGCAAGCGUACAUCACCAUGCUGCUCCAGGGCAGGACAGUGGGCGUUUGGAUUGGUCUACGGGAUGAGGACACCAUGAAAUGGACCAAUGGGAAACCUGUCAGCUACACCAACUGGUCCCCUGUAGAACCCAAGAACCCUCUGAUGAAUGAGUGGCUGAGCGGGCCCCUGGGCGGGGACGAUCCUCUGUGCACGGUGCUCUCCAACAACCACAACUUCCACCUGACAGGGAAGUGGUUCGACGAGAAGUGCACAGAAAGUGGAUAUGGCUUUGUCUGUCAGAGACCCCAAGACGCAGCUAAACCCCCAUCCCACUCCUACCUCCACCCUCUCCCUGACAAUAUUGAGUACAAGAACCGCAGAUACAGGGUUGUCCGUGGUAACAUGAACUGGUAUGAGGCGCUGCAUAUGUGCUUAGAGUCUGACUCUGAGCUAGUGAGCAUUACCGACCCCUUCCACCAGGCUUUCCUUACUGUCCUUGUCAAUAGAUUGGCAUUCCCCCACUGGAUUGGACUGUAUAGUCAAGACGAUGGGAUCAACUACCAGUGGUCUGAUGGCAGUGACACGGUCUUCACUCACUGGGUUGCGGCCGAUGAUGAUGAUUUCAUCCUGGGGGACUGUGUGUACAUGGACGUCACCGGGGGCUGGAGGAGGGCCGGCUGUGAGAUGCCGCUCCAGGGAGCCCUGUGCCGUGUCCCACCACCUAAGAGUAAUGCGUUCACCAGCUACGAGGUUGUGUGUCCAUCGACGUGGGUGAGGUUUGGCACCAGCUGCUACAGCUUUGAGCCCGUGGUCCAGAGACUGACCCUGGAGGAGGCCGGAGAGCACUGCAAACACAAAGCGAACACGUCAGAGGUCCUGACCAUACAGACAGAGACGGAAAACAGGUUCGUUCUGGAGCAGCUGUGGUCGUAUGGCUUCCCACAUCAAGCCGUCUGGCUGGGGAUGUUCUUCAACACUGACGCGGGCUCCAUGGCAUGGUUCGAUGGUUCUCCUAUGGACUACUCCAACUGGAACGUCAAGGCCCCAGACCCCAGCCUGCUGACAGCAGACACCUGUGUGUCCACCAGGGUGUCUGAUGGGAUGUGGCUCCUCUCUCAGUGCACUGACAGACUGGGCUUUGUCUGCAAAACUAACUCAGAUACGAUCCCCGAGGUAGAAGUGGAGCCACUAAAUGGGUUGCACCACAGUUUCGUCCCAGCCGCGGUCCUGGUGGCCAUGCUGAUCUUCGCCGUGCUGGUGGCGGUGCUCUGGCUCGUCUACAAGAGGAACAGGACGCACUUCCACAGACUGCCGUCCCUGGGAAACGCGUACUACAGACAUACUAGUUCCCAGGCCACAGACUUCGAUGGAAACGUUCUCAUCGCAGAUCUGGAAGCUCACUCUGGAGAAUAGGGUGUGUGUCCAAAAUGGCACUCUUUCCCCUAUUAGGUGCACUGCUUUGGUCAAAAGUAGUGCACUAUGUAGGGAAUACGGUGCCUUUUCCAGAUGCGCUAUAGGACUUAUUGGAGACAGCAAAAUGGUGGUGUUCUCUAAAGUUGGGUAAAGCAUGGGAAUGGGCCGAACUCUGUAUGACUGUGAAGAAUGGUAUGCCUCUGUGUGGGUCUGACAUGGACCACAGCAAGGGAACUUAGAGCAGGAUGUCAGAGCCCAAUUAGCUUUAUCCACUUGAAUCCACAGGAGGCUGCUGAGGGGAGGACGGCUCAUAAUAAUAGCUGGAACAGAGCAAAUGGAAUGGCAUCAGGCACGUGGAAACCAUGUGUUUGAUGUUUUUGAUACCAUUCAACUACAGUCAUUACCACGAGCCCGUUCUCCCCAGUUAAGGUGCCACCAACCUCCUGUGCUUUAUACAAGUAGUUGAUGAAUCAGGGACCAAUCGUGUGGCUGAGAGUGAGGGAGUGCAUCUUCGUGUGAUGUAAGUUUCGUCUUAAAGAGGACUAGAGCUGUUAUCCCAAGUACUUUGGCAUUCUAAUGUAGGCAUUUGAAAAUAGAUCGAUAUUCUUUGCACUGCAAGGUUGUUUUGUUAUUAUGGUACAAUGCCAACUGCUCCCACUAAUGCUGGUACCCACUAUAUAUGUGAGUACAAGUCUUUCCCACAGUGAAGACUUAGUUUUCUGUAAUGCCUUGUACAGGACCAAAACAAUUUUCUUCUUUGUUUAAGAUAACAAUGGCCGUGAUUCAGUUGUUCUUUACAGCAAAGACAAAGUCAUGCUUUUUGCAAUACAUUCUGUAGUCAUCUUCUAUGUAUUUUAUUCAUGAACAGAAAUAAGACCCCAAAUCAAUUCCAAGUUAUUUUUUUGAAACCUAACUUGUCAUUAAAGUACAGGGUUUCUUUGUUACCACUUUAUUGCACCAAACUCCAUCAAUGCAACACAGGAAAGAUUAUGUUUUAGUUUUUAAUUUUUGUUGUCGUUGUUUAUUGCGUAUUUUCCUACACACAGAACACACACUCACGCCCUCACAGUAUUUUUUAAAGUAGUUUAUAAGUACAUGCAUGAUCAUCAUAAGAGGAAGUGAAGAAAAAAUAAAGAGAAAAUGCAGGCAUUUAUUUAUGUUUUAUUAUUUAUCAUUACGAGAACAAUAUUUUUGACAUUCACUUCCAUUUUGUUCAUUUGGUCCACACGUCUGUCAAAAUGUAGGAGUACAGAAUGAAACCAAUGAACAAAAGAUGAAACAAAAACGAUGUAGCAAAGUACUGUUAUGUAAAUGGUAGCUCUUUGAGAAAUAAUCCCGUAUUCUAAGUAGACUCAUGUGUGGGUUGUUUGUUAUGCGGUACAGCCUUUGCUGUGUUACCUGUUGUUGUUUUUGUAUAUUGGGUACACAGAGUUAUUAGAUACGAAAUAUGUUGACGUAUGGGUUUUCUGUUGUGUGGAAAGAAAUACAUGCAAGAGGAUAUCACGGAUGCUUGAACAUGUUUACUGUCUCUUGUUCUUUUUUGUUGAUAAUGUUCAUAACAAAUGCUCUGUGCCUUCAGUGUGAAUAAAAUGAAGCUGUAUCCAA
Molecule: messenger RNA, 6270 nt
Organism: Oncorhynchus mykiss (rainbow trout)
Lineage: Eukaryota; Metazoa; Chordata; Actinopteri; Salmoniformes; Salmonidae
Source: RefSeq, a predicted model, not a curated record